Messenger RNA from Apodemus sylvaticus (European woodmouse), 927 nucleotides. It is a transcript of the gene Enkur, whose product is annotated as enkurin, TRPC channel interacting protein. NCBI's taxonomy places the organism in Eukaryota, Metazoa, Chordata, Mammalia, Rodentia, Muridae. Gene Ontology annotation, cellular component: acrosomal vesicle. Gene Ontology annotation, molecular function: calmodulin binding. The transcript has 5 exons. The coding region runs from base 1 to 768 and encodes 255 amino acids. The record is from RefSeq and is a predicted model, not a curated record.
AUGGACCCAUCCUGCACUUCCGAGAGUAUUUAUAACCUCAUACCCAGUGACUUGAAGGAGCCGCCCCAGAAUCCUAGGUAUACGUCACUGUUUAGAGCAAGUAUAAAAGAUGAUAUGAAGAAAAUCAAAACUGCUAUGAAAACCAUGGGGCCUGCAAAAGUAGAGGUACCUUCCCCAAAGGAUUUUCUGAAGAAACAUUCCAAGGAAAAACCACUACCACCUAAAAAAAAGUUUAAUAGGUGCUCUCCCAAGAAGCCUGCAGUGCCCUUGAGGACUGAUCAUCCAGUCAUGGGAAUACAGAGUGGAAAAAACUUCAUAAACACAAAUGCAGCUGACGUCAUCAUGGGCGUGGCCAAAAAGCCCAAGCCGAUUUAUGUUGACAAAAGAACUGGAGAUAAGCAUGAUCUUGAAACUUCAGGACUAUUCCCCAAGUACAUCAACAAAAAGGAUUACGGCAUCACUCCGGAGUACAUAUGCAAGCGGAAUGAAGACGUGAAGAGAGCACAAGAAGAGUACGACAAUUACAUCCAGGAGAACCUUAAGAAAGCAGCCAUGAAGAGACUCUCUGACGAAGAAAGGGAGGCGGUUCUGCAGGGCCUAAAGAAGAACUGGGAAGAGGUGCACAAAGAGUUCCAGUCCCUCUCGGUCUUCAUCGACUCCAUACCGAAGAAGAUCCGCAAGCAGAAGCUGGAGAAGGAGAUGAAGCAGCUGGAGCACGACAUCAGCAUCAUCGAGAAGCACAAGAUCAUCUACAUCGCUAACAAGUGAGCGGCUGGCGCAGUCCAGAAACCCCCGCACGGACCCCAGGCUCAGCCCGCCUUCCCAAAGAAGACUCAGAAGACAAUAAAGCUUUCACCGAAAACGUAGGCAGUGUUGAAAGAAUAGUUGAAUUAUUUGCUUGUUCUAGAGAAAAAUUUCUCCUCCAUU